Caretta caretta (loggerhead turtle) is the source of this 2034-nucleotide messenger RNA. Its product is annotated as protein-arginine deiminase type-1-like. The record is from RefSeq and is a predicted model, not a curated record. Lineage: Eukaryota; Metazoa; Chordata; Testudines; Cheloniidae. Gene Ontology annotation, molecular function: protein-arginine deiminase activity; calcium ion binding. Gene Ontology annotation, cellular component: nucleus; cytoplasm.
AUGACGCAGCAGAGAGUCCGGGUGUCCACCGAGAGUCCCAGCUACGCCGUCUGUGUGGUGGGCACAGAGGUCUCUAUAGACAUCUAUGGAUCCAUCCCAAGUGGUGCCACGUCAUUUGAUGCCCGUGGCACCUCUGGAGUGAGGGUCUAUGUUGUCUACAACCCUAGUGCUGUGAAGAAACCUGCUGGUGCAUCGAGAUGGACCCUCAAUUCUCAGGUGGAGGUCAUAGUAUCCAUGGACAUCCCAAGCAGUACUGUCAAUGAUAGCAAGGUUAGGAUUUCGUACUAUGGACAGAAAGAGAAUGCACCUAUAGAGGGGGCUUGGUUGUACCUCACCUGUGUCAAAGUCUCUCUAGAUGCCGACACAGACCGCAGCGGGAUGGUGAAGAGCAAUGGAACCAACAAGACGAAAUGGAUGUGGGGCCCUGACGGGCAGGGAGCCGUGCUACUAGUGAACUGCGACAGGGACAGUCCGGGCUCCAAGCAUAUGGACACGGCUAAUGCCGAUCUCUUCUCUUUCCAAGAUCUUCAAGACAUGUCACUUAUGAUCCUGAGGAUCCAAGGACCCAGUGCCAUCUUUGCUGACUACAAGUUGGUUCUUCAUGUUUCUGUGUCCGAUGUGGAUAAAGUGAGAGUUUUCCAUGCCAAUGGCAGCGGCUCACUCGCCCAGUACGAGCAUGUGCUGGGGUCGGAUAAACUCUCCUACGUAGUGGAUCGUCCCAGUGGACAAGAAGAGGAAACCUUCUAUGUCGAGGGAUUAGCCUUCCCGGACGCUGACUUCUCAGGGCUGGUUUCCUUCAGCGUCACCCUGCUAGAGGUCUCCGAUAAGAACGCGCCAGACACCCCGGUUUUCACAGACACCGUGGUCUUCCGGGUGGCCCCAUGGAUAAUGACGCCCAACACCCUGCAGCCUUUGGAGGUUUUUGUCUGCAGCAUGGAAAGAGACUCAAACCCUAAUGGGGACUUUUUGGAGGCUCUGAGAGCCCUGGUGAGGAAAGCCAACUGCAAGCUGACCGUCUGCCCUGAGGUCGAAAACCGACAUGAUCGCUGGAUCCAGGACGAGAUGGAGUUUGGCUACGUGGAGGCUCCCCACAAGAUGUUCCCCGUGGUCUUCGACUCCCCCCGGGACAGAGGCCUGAAGGAUUUUGCUUUUAAAAGGAUUCUGGGCCCUGAUUUUGGCUACGUGACCCGAGUACCUCCUUACGGACACGUCUCCAGCCUCGACUCCUUUGGAAAUCUGGAUGUCAGCCCUCCGGUGACGGUCCAAGGGAAGACGUACCCGCUGGGAAGGAUCCUCAUUGGAAGCAGCUUGCCCAGGUCGGGCGGCCGGAGGAUGACAAGGGCCGUCAGGGACUUUCUCUAUGCCCAGAAGGUGCAGCGCCCCGUGGAGCUCUACUCUGACUGGCUGAGUGUGGGUCACGUCGAUGAAUUCCUGAGCUUUGUCCCGGCCCCCGAUAGGAAGGGUUUCCGGCUGCUCUUGGCCAGCCCCAAUGCCUGCUACAAGCUGUUCAAGGAGAAACAAAGAGAGGGGAACGGCAACGCGGUCCAGUUUGCUGGGCUCGAUAAUGUGAAGACCAUAACAAUAGACGAGAUGCUGGCUGAUAAGACCCUGAGGAGUGACAGUGAAUACGUGCAGAGCUGCAUUGACUGGAAUCGACAUGCCCUCAAGGAGGAGCUGGGACUGACUGAGCAAGACAUCAUUGACAUCCCUCAGCUGUUCGUGUUGAACAGUUCUCGAGCGGACGCUUUCUUCCCAGACAUGGUGAACAUGAUCGUCUUGGGGAAACACCUGGGCAUCCCGAAGCCGUUUGGGCCAAUCGUCGAUGGACGGUGCUGCCUGGAGGAGAACGUUCGCUCCCUGCUGGAGCCACUGGGCCUGACCUGCACCUUCAUCAAUGACUUUUUCUCCUACCACACCCUCUUCGGGGAGAUCCAUUGCGGCACCAACGUCCGCAGGAAACCCUUCUCCUUCAAGUGGUGGAACAUGAUCCCCUGAGCAGAGGAGGUGAAGCCCCAACCCGCUGCUCAGCACUAA